AUGGAUCCGAUAACCGACUUCCUGGAAAACGGUAAGCUCCUUGAUGACAACAAAGCGCUGAGAAAAGAGGCGGCCAAGUAUACAAUUAUACAAGGCCAGCUGUUCAAAAAAAGGGCUGAGCCUACCCCUGUUGAAGUUCCUACGCCCCGACUAAACGGACUAUGUGUUAAGCAAACUCCACGAAGGGUGUUGCGGCCACCAUAUAAGGCCUUAGCUCAGAAGCUUUUCAAGGCCGGCUACUAUUGGCCCUCAAUGAUGUCGGAUUCCCAAGAGUUUGUAAAGAAAGGCAGGAAAUGCCAGGAAAAUGCCAACUUUCACAAAGCGCCAGCGGUGGAGUUGAGCCUGCUGAUGGCCUCUCGGCCAUUCUCCGAGUGGGAUGUCGAGCUGCUGGGGCCUUUUCCAGUUGGACCUGGACAGGUCAAGUACCUAAUUGUGGCCAUCGACUUUUACACCAAGUUGGUGGAGGCCGAGCCGUUGGCCAGCAUAUCCUCGGCGAAUUGCCGAAAGUUUAUGUGGAGGCAAGUAAUCUCCAGAUUCGGAGUUCCUGAGGUUGUCUUCUCGGACAACGGAACACAGUUUGCCAACAAAAAGUUCGGAGAAUUCCUUGCCGGCUUAGGGAUAAAGCAGAAGUUCUCAUCUGUCGAACACCUCCAAACCAACGGCCAAGUCGAAGCAGCAAACAAGGUCAUCCUACAAGGUCUUAAAAAGCGACUUUGCCAAAAGAAAGGAGCCUCGGCAGACGAACUAGCUUCGGUCCUAUGGUCCUAUCGCACAACACAGCAAUCCUCCACCGGGGAGAUGCCCUUCCGACUCACUUACAGGGUCAACGUGAUAAUACCUGUAGAAAUUGGGGAACCGAGCCCACGACUACUCUUGGGAGGAGUCGAGGAAGCCGUGGAGAAGGACUUAGUAGAUGAAACUAGAGAGAUAACCCACUUGUCAGAAACGGCGUUGAAACAAAGAAUAGCCCCACGUUACAACGCCCAAGUGCUAAAAAGAAAUUUUGAGCCAAACGACCUAGUCUUACGAUGUAACGAUGUGGGGAUGCCGACACCAGGGGAAGGGAAGUUAGCAGCAAACUGGGAAGGUCCAUACAGGAUAAAGGAAGUAGUCGGCAACGGAGCCUAUAAGCUGGAACGACUAGGCGGCAAGGAAGUUCCUAGAACGUGGAACGUGAGAAACCUAAGGAGGUUCUACUCCUAG
Messenger RNA from Arachis ipaensis, 1203 nucleotides. The record is from RefSeq and is a predicted model, not a curated record. Lineage: Eukaryota; Viridiplantae; Streptophyta; Magnoliopsida; Fabales; Fabaceae.